AGCGCCGCCACCCCUCACUCCCCAUCCCGCUGCCGAGCGCCCCAGCCCCCUCGCUCCGUUCGCUCGUCUUCCUCCUCCCGCGAGCGCCGCCACCAGGUUGAUCUCUCCUUCGAUUCUCUCGCUCCCGGCCGUUUCUCUUCCCAUCACCUCACGAAUGGAUUUACGCCCUUUAGCCUCCCAUUUCAUCUCCUUAAUCUCCCCCAAUUCGUAACUGAGGCAAAAAUCAAGGUAGGGCCCUACUGGGUCCUCCGCCCGUGGUUGUACGAGGAGGUCUCUGAACUUGUACGACUCAAUGGGUUCCUCACCCUCCAAAGCUGGUGGUGAAGAUGCCCUAGUCCUAUGCAAGGAGCGGCUACGUCGUAUCAAGCGAGCCAUCGAAUCCAGGGAUGCGCUAUCGGCGGCACACCUGUCAUAUACUCAGUCCCUGCGAGGUGUGGGGACUGGAUUGCGGCGGUAUGCGGAGUCCAACAUCACACCCGAGUCAUCGCUCUCCAUUUCAGAAGUGGACAAGUCGCCAUCGCAUUCCUCUAUGGCAUCGCCGUCUCCGUCUCGUGCAGCAGAGAACAUUGGCUCCCCGGUGCAUCGAGCAAAUCAAUCGACUCCUCCCACGACAAGAAUCCAUUACAUGAAAGCUGCGGGAACUGCUCCUUUGACAUUCACAAUAGAUCCAUCUGCUGCUGAGUUUGUGGAGCAAGAAUCCCCAGUCUCUGCCUUUGUUCCGCCGCCACCACCCUUGCCCCCGGAAUUAUGCACCUCAUGGGAUUUCUUUGAUCCUAUUGAUGCCGCUGGUAGUGCUACCUCGAACAAUGAGGAUGGGGUGACCUUGAACUUCAGUAGAUUGAAGGGUUUGAGGGAGUCAAGGCAAGCUGCACUAGUUCCAUUGAAUGAAGAACAGGGAAAACAAUCUGACAGAAUGCAUUCAGAUCUUGUUGAUGAUAAUGAAGUUUCUAAGCAGGAAACAAAAGCAACGCAAAGAGGGAUGAGCAAACUAAGUCGAUUGGCUGAUGCCUCAACUGAAGGCACUUCGUCUGAGAAGGUUGUAGCAAAGGUAGAAGAAGGUGACAUGAAAAAGGAAUCGUGCACAGAGACAGAAGAUCCUUCAGAUUUCAUCACCCAGAGAGCGAAAGAUUUUGUGUCAAGCAUGAAGGACAUUGAACUCCGCUUUAUACGUGCAGCUGAAGCUGGGAAUGAGGUUUCAAGAAUGCUUGAGACAAAGAAGAUCCGACUUGAUAUAUGUGCUAAAACAUCAGGUUCUCCAGGCAAGCCUACUGCACGAUUUGUAUCGGCAUUUCGUGUGUGCUGCAAUCGCGACAUUCUUCUCAGCCAAGAAACUGCACAGCAUGUUGCAAACGUUGUUACCUGGAAACGUUCAGUCUCAUCCUUGUCAUCGUCAUCUAAAAGUCCACUUGCAACUUCUAUGAUUCAAGAUGAUGUGGAUGAUAGUAAUAAUGAUUUUGUUGAGCAAUUCGCCAUGGUGUCUGGAAGCCAUUCUUCUACAUUGGAUAGGUUGCAUGCAUGGGAAAGAAAACUAUAUGAUGAAAUCAAGGCAAGUGAAAAUGUCAGAAAGACUUAUGACGAGAAAUGUAGUCUUCUACGGCAUCAAUUUGCUCGAGGUCUAAAUGCAGAGCUUAUUGAUAAGACUCGAGCUGUUGUGAAGGAGCUGCAUUCCAGGGUAUCUGUUGCAAUCCAGGCUGUUGAUGCAAUCUCAAGAAGGAUUGAGAAAAUAAGGGAUGGAGAACUUCAGCCUCAACUUGUCGAGCUCAUUCAAGGGUUAAUCAGAAUGUGGAAAGCAAUGCUGGAGUGCCACCUCAAGCAAUUCAUUACAAUCUCACUGGCAUACCAUGUCAAAAGUUCAACCUCAGUGCAGCAAGGUGAGCAUCACCGCCAGGCAGCACAGUACCUGUGGAACGAGAUGGACUGUUUUUUGUCCAGUUUCAAGAUCUGGGUCACUGCUCAGAAGUCAUAUGUUGAGGCCCUCAAUGCAUGGCUCCAGAAGUGCAUCCUGCAGCCACCCCAGGACCGACGUCGGCGGAAGAGGAAGGUCUCAUUUCCUCCCCGCCAAGCACUUUCCCCUCCGAUAUUUGUCCUCUGCGCUGACUGGCUUUCCAGGAUGGAGUCACUCCCCACCGAUGAGCUAUGCAAGUCCAUUAAAGACGUAAUGCUGCUCCUGCGUGACUCGUUCGAGUAUCAGCCUGAUCAGCACAAACCGAGAAGUGAGCCCCAUUCCAGGAGCGAGUCUCAGGAAUGUGGGAUGCUGGAAAACAACGAACAGGAAACGUGCGGAGGGGUAGCAUCACUGGAAGGAUUACAGUCAAAACUGACUACAGUUCUCAAUUGCCUGACAGAGUUCGCCAAGGCUUCACUGAAGGACCAUGAAGAGCUCAAGCAGAAUUAUGAGAUGGCUCAUGUGGCGUAUAAGACAGUUGUGUCAAAUGCUCAUCCUGUUAAGCCGGAUGUUCAAUCUGGUGUGUAACAUUCACCCCCUAUAAUCCUCUGGUUCAAGAACUGAGAGUAGUUUGGUAGACAGUUGAUCACUGAAUUGAGGGUACUAUGUUUGGUAGGUAUUGUUACUGUUGCAAAUUACGCCUUUAUGUUAGGCUAAUUUUAGCUUUAUUAUGUCUUGUAUUUACCAAAACAUAUGAAGGCCUUAUCACAGUGACUGGUCAGGCAAUCUAUUAGGGCGCGUCUAGUGACUGCUGACGUGCUGGUAUUAGUAUAAUUAGAGUCAUGAAGUUGUGAGAAA
Brachypodium distachyon (stiff brome) is the source of this 2743-nucleotide messenger RNA. Its product is annotated as nitrate regulatory gene2 protein. Bases 293 to 2473 code for a protein of 726 amino acids. Lineage: Eukaryota; Viridiplantae; Streptophyta; Magnoliopsida; Poales; Poaceae. The record is from RefSeq and is a predicted model, not a curated record. The transcript is spliced from 5 exons.